UCAAAAUCCGUGUUUCAGGGAAACCAAAAUAACCCGGAAAUCCGAUUGUCCCGUCGUAAAGAAAGCGCUCCGCGUUUUCUUUGGCGAAUCUCUCGCCGUUCGCCCGUGCCAGUUUGUGUCGGGGGCAAGUGACGGCUACAAAUUUUCCCCCGAAGGUGGCAACACUCUGAAGUGCGCGGUACGCGGAAGUCGCUAGAAUCGCCGUGUUGUUCCCCGUGAUCCGUUGCCACGGAGUUUGGCGAGAGUGUCGACCGUAAUAAUUCGAUAGGCCAGUAUCAACGCUACACGAUAUCGGCGGGUGCUUGGCCGAAUGCGCGAGCCGCCUGAUUAGUGUUGUUUACCUUCGUCGUGCCACGGCUCCGCGCCGUACGAAGAGGUGCGUGCUACGGCCAAAGAAAAAAGCGCUUGUUUACCAUCUCAUCCGAGGGGCGGGAGCUUGGUGUGCUGUGCGAGACGACUUUAAAAUCGCUGCUUGCGACGUUCCGGGAUCAGGUCGGCGCUUGCUGCGUUAAGAAUAUCUGUUCCGUGCGUUCCAGCAGCAGCUGGUUACCCUGGUCACCAGAAUAUAGUAUGGUAAGGUGAGAGUGCUGCAAGCUUGGAUUUCUCCUAGUGCGAAAUAGUGCGAAAGAGAGCAGGCGAGGCGAUUGCCGCUGGCAUUUGUUAUCGUCCCGCCGUCCCGGAUCGUGCACGGAACGCGCAUACCGCGCCGGGUUGUUUUUGGCUCCAUUCACGCGCCUCCCAGAUGCUGGUGUUACCCUGAGUGAGCGUGUGCUUUUUGGGGGGUGGUGGCCUGGAGUGGAAUGCUGUACGAUUAUCAGCCACAAAUUUAUCAGCCAGGAGCAGUAGGAGGAUUAGGAGUGACAGCCGUGAUGCCGAAGAAGGAGUCGAAGUCCGAUGAAGGCGGCCGUAAGACCAAGAUGAGCCAGGCUGCUGCGGCCAAACUGGAACAACAGCAGCAGCAGCAGCAACAACAGCAGCAGCAACAACAGCAGCAACAGCAGCAGCAGGACGACGGAACGGGCAUGAAAGGGGGCCCAGUUUCGGGUCGGCCCGGUUCGGUAGGGCCCGGCGGUCCGGGUGGCAUGAAAGCGUCGGAUGCAUGCAGUAUUAACGCCGGGGGCGGUGGCGGAGGUGGCCCACUCGGCAACAGCGGUGUGCUGGAUGCGCUUGGCAAGGGCCCGGUGAUGGGUGGCGGUCCGGGUGGCCCGAUGGAUGGGCAUCCGCUCGAUGGCAAGAUGAACCCCGGUCUGGCCGGCAUGAUGGCAGGAAGCAAGCCAUCGAACAAGCUCGAAUACACGCAGCAGCAGAGCCAAAUAUUCGUGUUCUCGACCGCGCUGGCCAACAAGGGCGCCGAAGCGGUGAUGAAUGGCCAGUUCAACUCUAUCAUUGCAUAUCACUGCGCGCAGAUGCAAAAGCAGAACCGACUCGGUGGGCCAGGGCCAGGGGACGACAUGAGUGGGAACAGCAUCGGACCGGGCGCCAUGUCGCCGUGGAUGGAUCACGGGCAUGGCCACGGGUCACCCGAUCACCAUAUGGGACCGGGGCCGCGUGGCAUGGGAGGUGGAGGACCGGACGGGAUGAAAAAGUCCGCUACCAUCCAUCAUACGGCAAGCAACUCGUCCUGUCUCGAGAACGAUGGCUCGUCGGUAGGAAUGUUCGGCGGACCGGACGGGCAUAUGGCACCGCACCACAUGCGCAUGGGCGGACCGGGCGGUCCGGGGGACCCUUCCGGAGUGAUGGGUGGUAAGAAGUCGGCCACCAUUCAUCACACACCGAACACCGCGUCCUGUAUGGAUCCGGACGGUGGCAGCGGGUUACCGAUGUAUCCCAACGAUGGUCACGGUCACGGUAUGCGCAUGAACCCGGACGGGUCGAUGUCGAAACCUUCCACCAUUCACCAUACGCCUAGCUCGUGCAUGGAAGGUGGUGACGGAGGUGGUGGCGAUCCGACCGGAGGUGGACAUCCGGUGGUAAAAAUGGGCAAUCCGUCCCCCGUCGGUUCGCACAUCUCGCCCAGCGGAGGCGGCGGUCCCGUGAUGGGUGGUCCCGGACCCGGCCCAGGUCCCGGUCCCGGUGGAAGCCACUCGAGCUCGACGAUAAUCGACCAGAUGAACUCGUUGGUGGCGUCGCUUCCGCUCAUGAAGGGCGGCAACGUGCUGUCACAAAGCCGGGGUCAUCCGCAGCCUUCGCUGCAGGGUGUGAAAGUGCCGGACGAGAAUUUAACACCCCAGCAGCGGCAACAUCGCGAACAACAGCUGGCUACCUUGCGGCAGAUGCAGAAGAUGUUCUUCCCCGAGCAGCGCGGUGGCGUUGGACCUGGCGGCAUGGGCGGCAUGGGUGGUAUGGAUCCGCACGGUAUGGGCAUGAGGCCCCAGUUUCGGGGGCCCGCCGUCGGUGGUGGUGGAGGAAUGCCACCGGAUUUCGGUGGCCCUCCGAACCGCCCGCUUAAUCCCGCCUUCAUGAACACUCCGCUUGGCAGCGGGAUGGGAGGACCGGAUGGUGGACCCGGACCGGGGCCCGGCAUGAUCAACGAGCAGAUUCCCCCGAUGCAAUACAACAAACCGAACAUGAUGAACCCGGGCAUGUAUGGCGGGGGUGGCGGUGGAGGCGGCAUGGGCGGUGGCCACGGCGGUGGACCGAUGGGUGGUGGGCCAAUGGGAGGACCGAUGGGUGGACCCAUGGGAGGCCCGGGUGGUCCCAUGGGUGGCGGCGGGCCGAUGGGUGGACCGAUGAACCGGAUGUACAAAGCAGACCCCGAUCCUAUCUUUCCCCCCAUGACGGAAAUGGGAUAUGGCGGAGGAGGCGGCGGGGGAGGUGGAGGAGUCAUGAACAACCACGGGCCGGGCAUGUUCAAUCCCGGAAUGCAGCAACGAAUGGGUAUGCCACCUGGCGCCGGUGGACCCGGACCCGGCGGCGGUGGAAUGUCGAUGGGUGGUGGCGGUGGCCAUAUGAUGGGCGGUCCAAAGAUGGGUCCCGAUCCGUCGAUGCUCGGUGGUCCCAUCCCCCAGUCGCCCCUCAUGGACGACGACCUCAGCAAGGGUGCAAUGCAGCAACAGCAGCAGCAGCAACAGCAACAAAUGAUGCUUCCCGCAAAUCCUCCUCUUCCGCAACAGCAGCCCGGAACACCCACCGGUGGUGGCGGUGGGGGCAGUAAUGGUGGCCCAAUGUCGGUCGGUGGUAUGAACUCGGUUGGUGGUGCGAACGGUACGACGAACAACAAUGGCAAGACGAAAGAACCGUCCGUAUCGCCGGAGCAGCAGGGCGGCCCAGGGUCAAACCAGCAGCAGCAGCAACAGCAAGGACCUGGCAGUCAACAGGGACCGCUGACGCCACAAACACCCCAAGGAGGGCAGCAGACGCCGGGUCAACCCCUCACACCACAGACAUCGAUGGCUGGCUCGUAGAUCCACGUCCAUGGCAUACGACGGGCCACUGCAAGUCAGCGCAGCACGGGAGCAUCCUUAAUGUAUGCACGAGAGAGCAAGAGAGACAGCUACCGCAAGAAGGAUCUAACGAAAGUGAAAGAUGCUCCCUCUAUUCGCUGCCUAUUGAUGGUGGGUGUGGAGGCCGAUGCGUGCGACGGCUGAGAUUGUUUUUUGUCCCUCGAACACAUCCUUCCCCCAGCCCACGUAUACUUACACACAUACAGCCACAAAUACACACCUACACAAGGACACACACAUGAGCAACAAAUCUGCCUUAUCACUACCGAUGAAUACGAGCAAAGCAAAACCAAGUUUAAAAUGAAGAAUAACAAAACCAGAAAAUAAGAAGCAAACAAUUAUACGAAAAGAAAAUUUGAACCGAGUUAAAACAAAACAUAGAAACAGACAAAAAAGGAGCUAAUGGAAAAGUAAACGCUAGUAAAACAGUGUGAAAUAAGAAACAAAUGCAUGUAGAAGAGCAAAGGAAAGAGAAGCAUAAACAAGUGACGAGAGGCAAAACACAGCGAGAUGCAAAAGAAUUUAUCGCUAACCCUGUGAGCCAAGGUCCUGGGGUGCUGCUGGUGAGCAGAACUCUUUUCUGCCCACAAUUCUUUUUGCCAGUAUUUUGGUCGUGCGAUUUUUCUCCACUUAGUUACAGCAUUUUACUGUAAAACAACACAACACCCCAUGCAAUCGACUGCCCACCUGCCGUUCGAAUCUUUCGUUACUCCGUAGAAAGCAGACAGUGGACGAGCAUUUUUACUAGACCUAAUUUAGCUAAAUUAACAAACUCUACUGAUUGCCCGUUUCUUCUUCGGGGUUUUCCAUUACCUCGCCCCCACGCGUCUUGAAAAAAGUAUCCAAGGGCAACCAUAUACUUUGGGCAUCGGUAAGAGAAGCCACCCUUGCCUGUCAGGUUUUUAAAAUGUUUCCUUUGAUGCAAAAAGACACCAACAUUUUACCUCAAACAAAGGGUGCGAAGAUGGCGGUGUUAGGUUAUUAGCCUCCGAAACCCGCAAUGAUGGUCGCGUUUUAUCAAUUAAUUGUGUCCAUAGUUGAAAGAUAAAUCCAUUUUUCUAUGAUUCAGUUUUUUCUCUUCAAUGUGUGCUAACUACAUUUAAUUAUUAUGCUACGAUAUCGAACCUCUAAACACACACAAAAAAGCAAUAUUUACUUACACACCAGCUGUUUAAAACAGGGAUAGAAAACGAAACUGACAAAUGUUACUUCAGUAGAAUUUGUAGGAAAAAAAAACACUGGUAAAAGUGCUCAGUAAGAAAUGGGCAAAAGGUAGUGGUGCCGCUACUACCCAGUUUAUUGAAGCACGUUUAGCCGUGUUGUAUUAACAGAAUUACAACCCCAGCUCAAAACAGAAUACAAUCGUCAACAACCGCACCGAGAAGCAAUGGUCCACCGAAUCCCGUUGGGGUUUCCUCUUGGUAUAUGGAUUUAGUUAGCGCAUCCUUGCAACGCUUUGGCUCUCGUCCCUCGUCAGGCGGAAGAAAUCGAGUGUGUGGGGUUUCAAAUAACACCCAAGUCAGACAGAAAUACACACGCAGACAAAUAAUAAACACACAAGAAAACAACCAGAACCCGCAGCAAGAUGGAAAUUGAGAAGGAAUAUUUAGCGAAUAAGUAUUAACAAGAAGAUCUUUAAAGUGUUGAAUAAAAAAAAAGUGUAAUAAUUUU
This is a messenger RNA of Anopheles coustani, 5114 nucleotides long. Its product is annotated as protein pygopus-like. The record is from RefSeq and is a predicted model, not a curated record. NCBI's taxonomy places the organism in Eukaryota, Metazoa, Arthropoda, Insecta, Diptera, Culicidae. The coding region runs from base 801 to 3404 and encodes 867 amino acids. The transcript is spliced from 2 exons.